GUGAAACGAAUGUACGAAAUUGUAAUGGCGGAAUGCAAAAAUGUGGAUAUUGGACAGAAGACUUUGUUAAAAACUGUGAAAUUUUUUAGGUAUAUCACCUUAUUACCUAAGUUAUGUGCGAAUCGAAGAAACUAAACAUGUGUUAUAUGUGAAAAGUGCCUGCCUAACGUUCGUGGCGUUAUCUUUUAUUUGGGUUCAAAAAAAUGGCCCCAUCUCCAGAAAACGAUAAUACACCUAAAGCACCCGAUAAAGGCGACAAGAAUAAGCCAGAGAAGCUCGCCCCUUCGGAGGCUAGUAAGGAAAACGAUAAGGACGAAAAGGCACUCAGCACGAGAGUGGCCCAACUGGCGCAAUUGCAUUUAGCUGGUAUCAAUCAGGAAAAGAUAAUUACCCUACCUGUAACUAGAGACCCGUACGCCUCCCGCUCUUUUACACAGUAUCAACUUUCCGGACAAUUCGUUAUCAGCAUAGCGGUUUACUGUAGAAAUUAUCUUUGGUUUCAGACUUUAUCUAAUUUGAACGAUGGGGAAUUGAAAGCUCUACUCGACGAGGCGAUCAACUACAAAAAUCCCAAAGACAGGGAAGGAAAGAGUAAACUUUUUAAGGAUUUGUUGAACCAAGCGGAAGAGAGCGAACGGAUCGCCCGGGCGACGAACGCCGGCGGUUCCGAGGUAGCGCGACACUAUAACACGUCGGCCGCCCGCCGCCACCACGGUCGACAGGGCGGCGGAGGCGGCGGCGGCGGCCGCCACCACGGCCGCCAUCGCAAGCCGUCCUCCAUAUCGGAGAACAUGAUGCACGGCGGCAGCUUGGACAAUUUGGCCAAAGAAGAGUUGUUCCUCGAAUCACCUCACUAUUUAGUUAAUAAGAUGAAGACCGUCAGCGCUAGGCAGCGAGAGGGAGGGAGUUUGCCUUGUGACGUUAAUUCUAGUGUAAUACCCGCCCAUGACUAUCAAUUUCUCGAAGAGGCCAAACGGAAUAAGGCCAUGAAAGACAAGAAAUCCUCGGCCACGGAAAACGAAUCCUCCUUGGAAUCGCAGAGGCUUUUAGAUCACGAUUCGUUGGCAGAAAAUUACCAGGAGACCCAAGAGAUCACAAUCGUACCCAGAUACACUUCAACUGCUACCCUUCAAAUUUCCGCCCAUCCUGUCGCCCCCGCAGCCGCCGUCGACGAUCCCAUUCCUCUGGAUUUGGACAGCGUGGUCGAGAGGAAGCCCUACGACGCCGAUUUAAUAUCCACGAAAGUGUUACAAACCAAAUACAACGUUUACAUACCGGCAUUUAAGGGCGAGGAAAGGAAAGUCGAUGAAAAUGGCAACCUCCAUCAAACUCCGAACCAAAAAACCAAGAAAAAGAAAACCCAGACUGAUAAAAAUGUAGUAGUUCUUACAGCCGAAAGUGUUGAAGGGCAUAGAAGUGAUAUAAUCAAUGACGUGGAUAAACUUAUUCAAUACGUUUUGGGCGAUAAGGACGAUAAUACCGGCGGCAAAGCGACCAAAUCGAACGUUCACAAAUCCAAGCAGCUCCACAAGCAACACGCUUCCGAAGACUCCGGUCGCGGAGGUAGCAGUUCCAGCAGCGCUGCUAAGAAACAACGUGCUCAUUCCUCGAAGGGUAAAGAGUCGAGGUCUGAGAUGAAAAAAUCGAAUUCCUUAGGCGAGAUAUCAACGGCAAAAUUGGACGAUUUUGCUUUCGUUACCAACGAGGAAGACGAUAAAGAAAGUAAUGUGGUGAUUAGGAGUAAUAAAAAUCAAUCGGAGCGGCCUAAAGAAAGGAGAUCUUGGGGUAACGUGGAACCACCAUCGUUUCAAAUCCUUUCGAGCAACGCUUCGACGGAUAAUUUGGAAACGGCCGAGAAUUGGGUGGUGAGCAAAACGAAAAAGAAGAGCAAAAGACGGCGCAACAGCGUGAGCAGCGGCAGCGGACGACGUCAGACGUCCACCGCCGACACGGAGGCGGCGAAGCAGCAUUCGAACAGGGCCCCGUCGCCGGACCUUCGCGGGAAAUCCGUGCCGCAUAGCGAGAAAUCCGAUUCUUCGGACGUCGAUUCGGUCCAUUCGCUGCCGAUCGAAGGCAUCAACAUGCCUAUAUCGUACGCGGACAUCGCGCGAACGGCCGCCGAGAAAAUCAAAGAGAAGAUAAAUAAAGUAGAUAAAGUGCCAAUUAAGGACAAAUCGACUAUUAACAAUAAAAUCGAGACUGAGUUGAACUAUAAUAGUAAAAAAGAGACUCGAGAAAUUCGGGAUAAACUCGUCCCUUCGAUGCCUACGGACGUGUCUCAAGCCAAAAGUGUUCCACCGCCCGACGUGAACGAUACGAAAAGUUUUCCCGCUAUGCCGGUUGAAUUUCACAAUCAAAAAACGACCGAUAAUAACCCAGACGUCGUUAAUUCCAUUUCAAAGACUUUCCCGCCUAACGUUAACGAUACCAAAUCAUUUCCCGCCAUGCCCAGCGAGGGAGCAAUCGCCAAGAAUUUCUAUUCGACACCGCCGGCGGAUGUUACAAUGGUGAUGAGUUUUCCCGCUGUCGCAACUACCAACAACAAGGGAUAUUCCGUGGAAAAGGCCAACGUCAGAAACGUUUCUAUUAGUGGAAGAGUUACGAACGAAUCGUCUGUACCUAAAUCCAAACCCACAUUGAAUAGUAAUAGUGCUGUAAUCAAUAACGCAAUUCCAGUUACUGCUUCUAGCACUGUCCCUUAUAAUGAUAUCCAAAAUGAUCUGUCUAUAAUCCACUCAAACGAAAAAGACUCGAUCCACUUGAAUGCUCACAAACUACCGCCGAAUAUCCCCGACGUCCAGACCAUCGAGAAGCUGCACUUUAUGAACUGCCAUCCGCAUAAACGUUCGAGUUCGUCGUCCGGCGCGGCCGCCGCCUGUCGUUACGCCGGCCAGCCGGACUCCGUUCGAUUGCCGUCGCCGAUCGAGAUCGACGGCCAACCGAAACGCCAAGACUGUGAUAUGGACGCGUCGACGGGCGUCGAAGAGGACGACGACGAGCGGCCGCCGCCCGUCGUCAUUUUGAGCGGCGUCGGCAACAAGGAGGUGACCGGUCUCGUGUUCGGUUUCGACGUGAACGAGCAAUUGUUGCAGGAGGACGUGUGCGAGGACUUUAUCGCCCGGUUCGUCGCUCCGCAGACGUUCUCUUCAUCGUCGCACAACCACGAAAAGAUUGUCAACUUUAUCGGAACGGCGUGGGAAGCGAUCGUAAAUCAAGCGAACGGUAAAGUGCAGUUCUACACGGAGGAAUCUUAAAAGAGGGAAACAGUGUAUGUGUUGGAAUAUCUUUAUUUGUUAACUUAACUAGUCAAAUCGAGAGCUGACUUUUCUGAAUUACAAAGAAAUUACUUAAAAAAAACGAACGAACUGAUUAACAGUGAAUUGUAAAUGAAUCUGUGCGGAGGAGGUGUAAAAAGUAUUAAAAAAAACUGCUAGCUGCAGAUCCGUCGGGAGCAAAACCAACGUAGAAAAUCUCGAAUUUUCCGCGGUGAAAAAGACGUUGUUGACCAACAGUAAUACGAAGUAGUUGGGGAGUCCGGUUGACUAUCCGGAACCCGAUUAAAAUAAUAAAGUGUUAUUUAUUUUUUAAAUUAUCGAAAAAUAACAAAAAAAAUGAUAAUUCGAACACCAAAGUGUAUAAAAGGUAUCGUCAAAAAUAACUAUUUUUUUCUUCUUGUUCGGUUAAAAAUUUGUGAUAAGGUGCAUGUAAUGUUAGUUUAAUUGUUUUUAGAUCGUGCUUCAAAAACGUGCACUAAAAAACUCAUUAAACUUACGCAAAACUCACCGGUAACAACAACUAAGGGUCCGGUAUUUAUAACUUUCUCUAGUGGAAUUUAUCUGUAGAAUAAUUUACUUCUUACCUUAAAAUAUUAAAGAAAACAGUUAUCUUCUAGAUAAAUUCCUCUGUAUAAAAAGUACCAAUGAAGAACUCCUAAAUUAGGUCACAUUUAAACGGGCUCGGGUUGUAAAUUACGUUUUUGAAGCAAGUAUUAAAUUUUAUCAAUACACUCGCCUAUAUUACAAAUACUUAUAUUUCGACGGUGAUAUAUUUUAAUCAUUCUUAUUCGGUAUAUAAAACUUAAAAAAAAUCUAUAAAUAUGUAAAAAUUGUCUAAUAAGAGAAAAAAUAUUAUAUAUGUGUAAACGAUGUGUGUACGCUUCAUUAUCUCGAAACAAAAUGUAGACUGGACAUUUUAAUUUAUUGAACAUCCAAAGAAAUUAAGAUAUCCAGCGCAAUUUAUCAAAUAUACCACAUAAGAAGAAAAAAUUUUUAUAUGUAACCUAGAUGGUUUUAUAUUUUGAUACAGUGUGUUACUGUUUCGACAACCCUUAUUUAUUUCUUAAAUUGUACAGAGUAUUUACUUUUAUUGUUUAUCUUAUUGGAAAUAGAAAAGAUUAUGGCUCGUAAUUGUUUUGAGUUUUAUUAUAAAGAGUUGUAUAUCCCCUUGUAACGAUUCUAAGAACAUUAUGAGAUCAUAACUUUGGGACACUCUGUGCAUACCAUACUAAAAUUAGCCAAUACUCUUAAAUCAAUGGUUUACGAGGUUUCCACCUUGUAUUUCAAUUGUGAUAUUAAAACAGAAACACACUGAUAUGGCUUCCUCUAAGCGUAAAAAUAGAUAUCACUGUUAAAGCUAGCCCUUUAACUAAUGUUUAUUUAUUAUAAAAUUAAAAAAAAAUAAUAAAUCAAUAUUUAGGUGCGAUGGAGGGCGUGCGUGGCUGUUGUUCAACUUGAUAGAGGUCCUCAAAUUGAAUAAACAGCGCGUCGCCGCCUCCCUACUUGUUUUAUGUAAAAUAGUUGUAAUAUUUAAAUUAUAUACGAAAAGAAAGAAAAUAAGAUCUAAGUCAUUUUUUUAGUUCUUUUUUAUUGAUACGGCCGAAAUAGUUAUUUUUGAAAAAUUUAGGUAUGGACCUAGCUAGAUUUUAUAUAAUAUACAGAUAAUUUUUCAAAUUGUAAGUUGUUGAAAUAUCAAUUAUCAAACAUCAAACGCCGUUUUCGAUUCAUUUAGUUCAGUAAGUAUCAAGGCUGUUUUGUUGUUAACUUUGCAAUUUUGUGUAAAAAAAUUGCCAAGUAAUUGGAAUGUAUACGAUUUUAUUGGUUCAUUUCAAAAAGCCCCUUUGAAAACACCACAGUUUAAUUCUCAACGUCAUCAAUCACAGGGGGCUUUUUGGAGGAAACUCGGGCAUUUUACUUGAAUAUUUUACUAUCGUGAAAUUAAAUUAUUAUAAAUUUUUUUUGUUGCAUAGUUGUUGAGAUUUCUAAAGUUUAUAUAACAGGGUAAUGACACUUGAAUUUAAUUUUAGUUGCAAUUUUUCUGUACAGUAUGUCUCGCGUAUUGUGAAAGUUCCUAAAAUGCAUGUGUAGAACAAGGAAAAUAGCUGGAGUGGAAGCUUCUUCUUUUUUAGGAGGAUUCUUGUAGAUUUUGGUGGGAACAGAGAAGCAACUUUGUCGAAAUUGCUGUGCAAAAUUGAUAUAUCGAGAUUUUUACACAUGUUUAGUGUAAUUAAACUACACAUGAUAAUAACAAUAAUUUAGUGGUGGUUAUUUGAUAUUAAGUAGAUUGCAUGGGUUUAGUAUUGGUAAUAAAAUAAGAUUUGUUCCAAGAUUGGUAUAGAAUUGUACUGUGCUACUUUUCUAGUUCGAAAAUUUAAUUCCAAACCUGUUUUGGAACAAACUUCUUGUAAAUUAUCUUACUAAUUUCGAGACAUACUGUAUAUUUUGUUUAGGGUCAUUGUUUUUUAAAAGCCUUGAUAAAUAGCAAAUCUAAAUUAAUCAUCGCAUGUAAAAUAGUUGUUAUUUUUUCUCAUUGUUUUUUUUAUUUUACAGUUUAUUUUGUAAUUAACAAAUUACUUACGAAUAAUAUUGUAGAAAAACGUUGGAACUAAGUGAAUUACUUUUUUUCAAAUCGAAGUUAUUCAUGGAAAAAAUUGUGAAAUCGAUCAAUUGUAUUACAGAUUGCAAUUCGGGCAUUCGUUUAAUCAGAAUUUGAAUUAUUCCUUUCAGUUGUUACAAUUUUAAUGUUUGUUUACACAUAAUAAAAAUACUUGCUUUCUGAAUAUAUGUUAUAUUUACCAAAAACAAA
Messenger RNA from Phyllotreta striolata, 6081 nucleotides. NCBI's taxonomy places the organism in Eukaryota, Metazoa, Arthropoda, Insecta, Coleoptera, Chrysomelidae. The record is from the annotation of a GenBank genome assembly.